UACUGAACAUCAACAAGCUGUACGAGGCAUCAGUGAAGAAGAAGAAGAAGAAGAGGAGGAGGAGGAAGGGAGUUCCUUGCGUUUCUCUCUCUCCCAGCUUUGCAUCACCAUUUCCGUGGAGGAGCCAGAGAGAAUAUCCUACAAGUGGCGAAGCGAUGGUUUAAGCCGAGCGAUUGGGUAGAUUUUAUUUUUUUUAAUUUAUUUGUAUUUUUUUUCAACGACACUGUAAACCUCAUCCCCAACCAAAAAAACAUCUGCCGGCGCUUUUUAGUUUUUCUUUCCUGGGAGGGAGAUGGCUGUUUUCCGGCUGUCGCUGCUGCUGCAAGUGGGAUUUGUGAUCGGAUCGAACCACAAUUACGCGGAAUGGUCCGCGCGCGGCGGCGGCGGAGGAGGAAGAGGAGGAGGAGGAGGAGGAGGAGGAGAAGACAUCGGAGCACGGGAGGUGAUUCACGGCGCCCAGGCGCACCGUCGGCAGCUGGCGCAUCUCCGUGCGCCUCCUCAGCAUCAGCAUCCUCCGCAGCAUCCUCCUCAGCAUCCUCCUCCUCCUGCUGCCGGGGCGACGGCGGAGCUGCUGGCGCAGAAGCUGGAGGAGAACCUCCCGCGGGUGGUCACGGCUUUCCUCCACACCGGGGACGCGACCACCCUGCGGCGCGCCAACUGCUCGCGGCGGUACGAGCUCGCCUCGCUGCGCGGAAGGUCGCCGCACGCCGCCCCGCACCGCUCCAUGGGCGGCGCGCUGGACACGGUGCUGCACGCCGCCAACUUCCUCAGCGUGAUGCUGCAGACCAACAGGUCGCGGGAGCAGAGUCUGCGGCGAGACAUCGAGUGGUACCACGCGCUGGUCAGGAGCAUCCUGGAGGGCGACGCCAGGAUCCACCGCGCGGUCGUCACGCUCGGCGCCGGCGCGUCCGCGCAGGCGGGGCCCGCGGUGCUCCUCCAGGCCACGCGGGCCGGCGGCGAGGUCGUCCUGCGGGACCUGUCCGCCGCGGCCCACCGCCGCCUGCGCAACCGCACCGCGGACACGGAGUGGUACCACGCGGCCAAGGAGCGGAAGGAGCCCGGCUUCCACAGGAGGAUGCUGAGCCAGGACAUCGCGUCGGCGGACAGCUCCCCGCGGCGAGGGGAGAGCUUCAUCCCGGACGGGACGCACGUGAAGUGGUCCGCGCCCUACCUGGAGUGCGAGGAGGGGAACUUCGCCCCACGCUGGCUCUUGACCUUAUCGGCCGCGUUCUACGGCCUGAAGCACGACCUCGCUCCCGAGUUCAGGGGCGUGGUGCGGGUGGACAUUAAUCUGCAGGAUGUUGAUAUCGACCAGUGCGCCGCCGACGGCUGGUUUGCUGGAACCCAUCGAUGCAACCUGACCACUACGGAGUGUUUGCCGACCCGGGGUCACGGAUUCGUCCUAGACAAGUACAAGUGCCAGUGCAAGAAAGGAUUCUUCCAUCCCAACAGAGUCGCGGUCAAUGGCUUCACGAGGAUGGGGAGGAAGGGGAAGGCUGCCGACAGCGGCCCCAACGCCGACGAGGGCUCCUCCAGCGACUGCCUGCCGUGCCAGCAGGGCUGCGCCUUCUGCCGGGACGACACCCCCUGCGUGGCGCGGGAGGACGGCGCCCUCCGCGUGGCCGUGAUCUCCUUCCAGUGCCUCUGCAUGCUGAUCGUCUUCGUCAGCAUGGUGCUCGUCUACCAUUUUCGCAGGAAUAAGAGUAUCAGAGCGUCAGGUCUUGUCCUGCUGGAGGCCAUCCUGUGUGGAGCCCUGCUUCUCUACUUUCCGGUCGGGAUUCUUUAUUUCCAGCCGAGCGUUUUCCGGUGCAUCCUGCUGCGAUGGGUCCGGCUGCUGGGUUUCGCGACCGUCUACGGGACGCUGACCCUGAAGUUGUACAGGGUGCUGAAGGUGUUCCUGUCCCGCACGGCCCAGAGGAUCCCCUACAUGACCAGCUGGCGCGUGCUGCGUCUGCUGGGCAUCAUUCUGCUCAUCGUCUGCUGGUUCCUGGUGGCCUGGACAUCUGCCGUCUGCCAGAACCCGGACAGGAAGUCGGCGCUCAUCGACGUGGGCUACACGCCCGACGGGUUGCAGUUCAGCAUGUGCCUGCUGGAUCGCUGGGACUACAUGAUGGCCGUCGCCGAGUUCCUCUUCCUGAUGUGGGCGGUGUACCUGUGUUACGCCGUGAGGACGGUGCCGUCGGCGUUCCACGAGCCUCGCUACAUGGCCAUCGCCGUCCACAACGAGCUCGUCCUCUCGGCGAUAUUCCACGUCAUCAGGUUCACUCUUGCUCCUGAGCUCCAUCCAGACUGGAUGCUUCUACUGUUCUUCACCCACACCCACUUAACUGUAACAGUCGCACUGGGUCUCCUACUCAUUCCUAAGUUCCUGUUUGCUGGCACCCAAAUGAGAGAUGACAUAGCCUCGGAGGCCUAUGAGGACGAGCUGGACAUGGGUCGAUCCGGGUCGUACCUAAACAGCAGCAUAACCUCGGCGUGGAGUGAACACAGUUUGGACCCCGAGGACAUCCGGACGCCAGACGAAACGGGCCAUCUCAGUUCUAUUAAUGGCUGCGGAGUAAGGUCUUGUGACAGUCUUUGGGAAAAACGUACCAACGAGGAGUUGAAGAAACUCUACUCCCAGUUGGAGAUUUACAAGAGGAAGAAGAUGCUGGCAAACAACCCUCAUCUCCAGAAGAAACGGAGCUCCAAGAAAGGGCUGGGUCGCUCGCUGAUGAGGCGCAUCACUGAAAUUCCAGAAUCUGUGCACCGCCAGUGCAGCCGUGAAGACAAGGAGGCUGGAGAACAUGGGAGCAAUCGUAACAGCAUUUGCAUGUUGAAAAAGAACCCCUUCGAUCCGCCUCACCCUGUGAAACCAGCAAAGGAGGAAACACUGAAGAACAAGGUUUUCUCCCUGAAGAAGUCCCACAGUAGCUACGACCAUGUCCGUGACCAGAAUGAAGACUCCAACAGCUCGGCGACAGACACGAUGGAGGUGACGACAGCCGAAGGCUCCCUCCUGGAUACGCUUAUGGGCAAGAAGCUGGUCAAGAAGAAGUCCAGUGAGAAUAUGAGUGUCCCCAGUGAAUCUACAGAAUCGGUCCCGUUGGUAUGCAAGUCUGCCAGUGCCCAUAACCUCACUGCGGACAAGAAACCAAUUCAUCCCAGAGCCUCCAUGCUGCAGAAGUCACUCAGCGUCAUCGCCAGUGCCAAAGAGAAGACUUUGGGUUUGACGGCAAAGACCCAAAGUGCAGAGGACAGCAAUAAGAAGAGUCAGUCAAAGAGCAAAGACACAAAGGCCAGUGCGGAGCCAGAUGACGAAUGCCCAUCGAAGAUGAUUAUUAGCCAGUCGGUUGAGUACAAACCGAGUGUGGCAAAAGGCACAAUCAUGAAACAGCCGGUGAGUGGCAGCGAGCCAACAAUCUGUUCCGAUCCAGGCAAGGGAAAGGACCUCUAUGAUCUCUCGGAAGUGUGCCCUUGGGAAGUGGAAGGUCUCCCAACUCCUUCUGAAAACAAGGUCCAAAAGCAUGUGUCUAUAGCGCCAAAGGAAACCACAACAAUCCAUGGAGGGAGCACCAAGGGAGGCAAAUCUCAGCAGCAGAAGCCGAGAGCUUCCGAUCACUCGCCAUCGGGUGGCAGGAAUUCGAAGGAGACUCAGAGGACCACUGCUGUUCGAACAGAGGUCUGUCCGUGGGAGGAUGGAGGUGAGAGUCAAGUGGAAGGGUCAAAGCAACAAAUAUCAAGUCAGACUGGUCAACUUGCUAAAACCCAGCAGCCUCAUUCUGCACUAGAAAGCUCCAAAACGCAUCGGGAAGACGUUUGCCCGUGGGAUUUUGAAGAGCCUCAAAAGACAAGCGAGUUAUCUCGCUCACCAGAUACAACAAAGCAGAAAAAGGGCACUUCUCCAGUGGACGGGAGAGGGAAGAGUAUACUUUCAGAUCCGUCCAAAGUAGGAGGCUCACUCCAGCCACCAUCUUCAAAAGUUGACGUGUGUCCCUGGGACUAUGACAGUUCUACAGUAUCUCCAAAUUCUGAGAGGACACCUAGUCCCUCUCGAGUUUCCAAAACCAAGGAAGACCCUUUGAAAAAGAAGGGUACCUCUUCCACAAGAACACUUGCCAGGGAGAAAUCAAAGGACAUUGAUGACGAGAAAAGCAGAACAAAAGCUAAGGACAAGAGCAAAUCUUCAGAGAAACGUGCGAGCCAACAGAAAAUGGCUGAGGUGUGCCCGUGGGAUGUAGAGGGUCAUCAGGAGGUACCGCUGGUAGAAAAAAGGGAAAGUGCAAAUGUUGGAGCGGCCAAAGCGAAACCGGCCGAAGUCUGUCCGUGGGACUUUGAGGAUACGUCGGAUAAAAAAGGUACAGACAAAGGUGCUCCUGUGGUGAAACAGAGCAAUCCAAAUCCUAAAGGCGCCGUCGUCAGUGCUGCUAAAAAGGUAGAUGUUUGUCCCUGGGACUUUGAGGAUAGCACAUCAAGCAAGAAGGCAUGACACUAAACCUUAUUAAUGGACCACUGAAAAUUAUAUUAUUGAUGUAUACUUUUUUUCCACUUUGAAAUCGUCAGAUAUUACCUUCUACUAUUAGUGCGGUGACAUGGAAGAAAAGUUGAUCAAAUUCCACAAGUUGCCUUCCUUUCCGAGGUUUUGUUCCUGUUUUAGCUAUUUUGAAAAUAGGUAAAAUGUACAACAACAAAAAAAAAACAAAGUCAUGACGAGCAUUCCAGAUUAUUACAGGAAAAACCCUGAAGAUAAAUUGUAGACAAAUUAUGCAACUUUUGAUUCAGCCUUUUCACUUCAUGAGCAAUGUUGAAAGUCUGAAUUUAUCAUUUGCUCUUCACAAGACAAUGAUUUUCUUUUUCUUUUUGCGCAUCAACAUCUUCACUUCUUGGACUUGGAUAUGACAUGACAGUCGAAGUGAAGAGGGGGAAAAAUAUAGUUUUUCACUUCUUUUGAGUGUAAGAAAAAGAAGAAUGAGGUAUGGAAACAAACUGCAGAAGUGAACGCCAAAGAAAUAGGGAAACAUUUGCAAAGAGUGAUGUCAGUCUUCAGGCGGUCAAGUUCAUUUAUGAGUUUGUGUCCAAAAAGCCUUGGCUCAAGGGAGAAGGACUCGGUGACGAAAUCAAUCUACAGCACUUUAGACAACCCCAUUAAUUAAGAACCGAGGGCGGACUCUUGUUCUUCUCGUACGCGACGUCUUCUCAUGUUUGACCUCAUGGCAUGAUAUCACACUGGAUGUUACUAACACGCCGACCAACAUUAGACAUGUUCCGUUCCGGUUUUCUUGUUUUUGUUUAGAUCUAUUUAAUUGUAGUUCUUGGCAGAUUCAAACGCUUCCAAGUCUGCUGGGAUGUACUGUAUGUGCCUAACCAACUAGCAUCGUCUCGUAUUAGUCUGAAGUUGGUUCAUCGUCUGCAUUUAGUGACGGUGAGUUACAGGAAACAGCAUGCACAGCCAGGUGUCCAGCAUAGUAGGAGCACAGCUAAUGUGUUCGCAAGUGUAUAACCUUGUUUUGGUUUACCCCCAUUCAUUCAGAGGGGAUAUAGAUGGUAUAUGAGAGCAGCAUUUACAUGAAUGUGUGUCCAAAUGGCAAAAUAUUUAUGAACGCUGUACAAAGUAAGGACAGAGAGAUUCCGUGUGGGGGAAAAUCGAGAAAAAUAAUUUGCACCAGCUUUGUUGAUGAGUCCAGCAUGGGUCUUGUACCGCGUGUGUGAGUGUGUGUAUGUGUGUGUGAUUGUGUGUCUGUGGACACCAGUAUACUUAAUGAGAAACCUUAUGGAGUCUGUUACACCAUCAAGUCCCUGCUUUUUUUUUUUUGUCCUAACCAAUACAUUCCCGCCGUCUCCGACACCAAAAGUUACAGGUGAGCAUGUCACUAAUUUUAGUUUACAAGUGGUUGACAGGGAUUAACUGCUUUAAAGAUGAAUUCUGGUUUGUUGUUGCUGUUGUUUUUUCAUAUCUAUCAGUGACAAUAACAAUUUUUGUGGCAACUAUUCUGUGAAUGUAGAGAUUUGCUUAACAAAAACAUUACCUAAAAAAAUUAAAUGUUUUAAUCAACUACUAUAGAAAAUACUUUGGUGAGAACAAUAUUAUCAGGACUGAUAGAAACAAUGGCCAAUAAGACAUGUCUCUUUUAAUAUUUCAAAAAUAUGGAAGGAUAAUUAUUAUUAUACCAUCAUAUUUCUUUUCUUUUUUUUAUUGUAUUGGAAGUUCACAGGUAGCAUAAUGCAUGUUCUUCCCCGUUUAAUGCAAAGUAGGCUAAAGACCCAACUGACUAAUUAUGCUAAUAACUUUAGAAUUAGACUCCGCAAUGUGGUUAUCAAUUACUAAUUUGACUAAACCUUCUGAAGGUUUUGAUUUGUUCUUUGUUUUGCAUCAAAAUGUCUGAAUAUAUCACCGCGCACACUCCUCCUGCAUCCUGGGAUUACAGUGGAGAAAAAAAGAAAAAAAAAGAAGAAAAUUCCCACAUUAUAACUCAAAAAUAACACACCUGACAAUAUUUGCAGUAAUAUGAGUAUACGAAUAUAAGCAUCUACAGUACUUUACGGUAUCUUGUGAGGAUUACAUGGUAUCACUGAAUGUCGUCACUGAGUGUAAUUAUCUGUGAUUGCUGUCAAAUUCCUCUGGACAUGAAAUAUACAACCUCUGUAGGACUCCUUACUAACUGUGAUAUUAAAAAAAAAAAAAAUGAAAGAAAAAAUCAGUGCUCGUCAGUGAGAAGUUUACUUUUAAGUCCUCAUUUUGAUUCAACACGGCUCUUGAACUCGCCAAGUUUCUGUAGCACAAACCAACCGGAAGCAAUCCAGUGAGAAAUACGUAGCCGUCCUUGGUCCCAUUUUGCCGAACGCUCGACCCCCGCGAACGUGGUUUAGACGCCGCACGUCUCAUAUCUGCCUCCCGACCAAUGAGAAAUGACCUCUGGCCACUGACCUGCGGGGGGCGACUCGUCUGAAAUGUUUGUUUUUUUAAAACGCGCAGUGUUUGCCUCUCAGCGCGAGAUUUGUCAUCACCUCUGCUCUUUUUUUCUAUGAGCUCCGUUAGGAUCAGGGGCGUCUGAGGAGAAGAAACCCCGUCACCGUGUAUGGAUUGAUUGUAAUGCUUUUGAUGGAUCUGCGCGAUAUUUAUGAACCAGAUGUUGCCAUGUCAUCCAUCACAUGCGCCACCGGACGCAGGAUUCCUGUUAUGUGAGAUUACCUGACCUCCUGUAUGACAACGGCGACAUUUCAAAAAGCCCCUUUUCUUGUGAUCACUGCCGCGUUAGAUUUUACUGCCCUGGGCGAUGAAUUAUGAAUGUGGCGUAUAUUCUUUUUUUCCUUCAAGUGGGGCCUCUUUUUCUUCGUCCUUGCAGGGAAGUUUAUUCCGUGCUAAUUAUUCCUUAAAGUCGACGUGACCUCACGCUGAGCUCACUGCGAUUUGGGGAAAAUCAAGUGAAAAAGCGCCAGUACAAGCAAUAUUUUAUAGCAUAUUCAAGCAACGCGUGUCUUGAAUUGAUUUAUAGUGAUUUUUUUAGUUCCCCCCCCCCCUCCCAGGCUUUCCCCCGUGAGAUCUCCAGAUCAGCGAUAGAUGGAGCGCAGAGGAAAACACAGUUGUAGUUAAACAGAAAACUCUUACAGUGCAAUAUCCCUCCACAUCGUGCUAAGGAUUAAGUCACCUCUUUCUUUAUGCGCAGCAUUCAAUCUGCUCUGUUGUUUUGGAUAGUGUGCCUGCUGUAGCAUCCGCCAUGCGUCUGUCUGCGUGUACUGUUACUGUACAUAACCAGCGUCUUUAUUGUCCGUCUCUCUGGAGAUCACCGUCGUACUUUAGACGUCUACUCAUCAACGAAUCGGCGGACGCUUGAAUCGGGUUUUUUUACCCGGGCGUCGUCGCUCUGGUAGCACGUCGAAGGUCGACGAUGCCGCGUCCCGUCGCCUCUCUGUCUCACCGAUCGGAUCGUUGCCACGGCUGGCCGCUUUUAAUUGAAACCCCGACUUCCCGUCUUCUCUUGUGACCAAUCCUCGUGUCACACCCGAACCGCGAACACCACUACUACUAUUGCUACUACUACUAUUCAAUGCUGUGACGUCGUAAAUCUUGCUCUUGUGGCUUCUGCAUGAAUUCCAGAAAUUUAGUAGGACCGAUGUUUCACUGCCCUCGAUAGAACAAAAAAAAAAGAAAAGAAUAAUCGAUAUUUCCAUGGACUGUUACGAGUUGUAUAGUGAGUGAUACCCUCCCCGACCCAAUGUAUACUGUGCUUGUUAUAAAUAUUGCUCUAUGACAAGCGUAUAGCAUCGAUAUAUGGGAAUUUGGUAGAUUUAUAUUGUGUUACAUUGUGAUAGCAUGUACAUAAAAGAUACCUCCUCUGCAAUAAACAUUUAUAUGAAAGUGAA
Molecule: messenger RNA, 8340 nt
Organism: Scophthalmus maximus (turbot)
Lineage: Eukaryota; Metazoa; Chordata; Actinopteri; Pleuronectiformes; Scophthalmidae
Gene: gpr158a
Product: G protein-coupled receptor 158a
Exons: 12
Coding region: 293-4468 (1391 amino acids)
Biological process (GO): G protein-coupled receptor signaling pathway
Cellular component (GO): membrane
Molecular function (GO): G protein-coupled receptor activity
Source: RefSeq, a predicted model, not a curated record